GCGGUGGCAGCAGGCAGCACGCAGCGGCGGGCGCGCGGCGGCUCCGCUAGCUCCGCGCGGAUCCCGGCGCUGUUCAUUCAUGAUCGGUACCCGGCCCCCGAGACCAGCCCGAGCGCCGGCAGGGAGCGCCCAGGGGCGGGCGGAGCGCGGCUCCCGCACCGCACGCGGCGCGGGCUCGGCAGCCUCGGCCGGGCAGGCGCCGGCCCCGUGUCCAGCGCCAGGCAGGCUCCGGGGCUCCGUCCUCGGCCCUUGGCCAGGGAACCACCGGCUGCGUCCUCGCUCCCGGGAGCCGUGGAGCUCACCCGAGCCGCCGGCCCUGUGAGUCAGUGCAUGUGCGGGGCUGAGAGGGAAGCCAGCCGCCUCCCUGAGCCCCAGCCCCACGCUCGCUGCGUUCCAGGCUGCAGGCGAGCUGCCGGGGCUCCCGGCUUCCUCCUUUUUUUCUCCUCCAAUUCGGAGUAGAGGAGACACACUGGUUUCCUUUCAGGGGAGGGGAGGGCAGGGCCUGGGGUCCCAAGUCGCACUCAAGUCUUCGCUGCCAUGGGGGCCGUCAUGGGCACCUUCUCAUCUCUGCAAACCAAACAAAGGCGACCCUCUAAAGACAUCGCCUGGUGGUAUUACCAGUAUCAGAGAGAUAAGAUUGAAGAUGAGCUGGAGAUGACCAUGGUGUGCCACCGGCCUGAAGGACUGGAGCAGCUCGAGGCCCAGACCAACUUCACUAAGAGGGAGCUGCAAGUGCUCUACCGAGGCUUCAAAAACGAGUGCCCCAGUGGCGUGGUCAAUGAAGAGACCUUCAAGCAGAUCUAUGCCCAGUUCUUUCCUCAUGGAGACGCCAGCACCUACGCCCAUUACCUCUUCAACGCCUUCGACACCACCCAAGCGGGCUCCGUGAAGUUCGAGGACUUUGUAACUGCUCUGUCGAUUUUACUGAGAGGAACUGUCCAUGAGAAACUAAGGUGGACAUUUAAUUUGUAUGACAUCAAUAAAGAUGGAUACAUAAACAAAGAGGAGAUGAUGGACAUUGUCAAAGCCAUCUAUGACAUGAUGGGGAAGUACACGUAUCCUGUGCUCAAAGAGGACACGCCCAGGCAGCACGUGGACGUCUUCUUCCAGAAAAUGGACAAAAAUAAAGACGGCAUCGUGACUUUGGACGAGUUUCUUGAGUCCUGUCAGGAGGAUGACAACAUCAUGAGAUCUCUCCAGCUGUUCCAAAACGUCAUGUAACAGGGGACACUCAGCCAUUGGCUCUCAGAGACAUUGUACUCGACAACCACCUUGGCACCCUGGUCUGCCCUUGUUCUAAUUUUACACACCAACUCUUGGGACAGAAACACCUUUUACACUUUGGAAGAAUCCCUGCCGAAGACUUUCUAAGAUGCCUGGCAUCAGUGGCUCAGUCUGAUCGCCAGCUCUUCCUCUUCCCUCCUCUUGAGAGAGACAAGAUGAAAUUUGAGUUUGUUUUGGAAGCAUGCCCAUCUUGUCACGCCGCUGCCCCACAGAAGGUCCCUCUGCUUGAGCUUCAACAGUAGUGCACCGUGUUCUGCUUACGUGCCCCUGCCCGCUGCCUCCACGUCGAGCAGACCUCGAGGAGUCUGGAAGCCAGAGGACCUCAGCCAAAUGCACACCAUCCUCUGAUGGCCUCCCAAACCAACGUGCCUGUUCCUCUUCCUUUGUGGGAAGAGAGUGUUGUACUGAACAAUUAGAGUCGACCGUGUCUAGACAGGGAGAGGCAGCACCUAACUCACGUAGAACAAGACGGAAUUCUGAAGCAUGGCAUCGUCUGAUGACCCAAACUCCCACAGCAUUCGACUCCAGAGGCAAGGACCAAUCAUUCUCCCACACAAGCAUCUGUGCUAGUUCAUGCAAGUCCCCUAACACGCCCAGGGCGGGAGCCGUGGCCCAGUGGUGUGUACCGCCUCUCCAGCCCCUGCUCACGCCCAGCACUGCAUGGCCCUCCCAGAAAGCCCAGAAUGCCUGCAAAUUGCUGUGAUUUUAUACCAUGUUCUAAUCAAUAAACCGAACUAUUUCUUACGCUCUCAA
This is a messenger RNA of Marmota flaviventris (yellow-bellied marmot), 2037 nucleotides long. It is a transcript of the gene Kcnip1, whose product is annotated as potassium voltage-gated channel interacting protein 1. NCBI's taxonomy places the organism in Eukaryota, Metazoa, Chordata, Mammalia, Rodentia, Sciuridae. Gene Ontology annotation, molecular function: transmembrane transporter binding; potassium channel regulator activity; calcium ion binding. The record is from RefSeq and is a predicted model, not a curated record. Gene Ontology annotation, biological process: regulation of potassium ion transmembrane transport. Gene Ontology annotation, cellular component: voltage-gated potassium channel complex.